GAGAGAGAGAGAGAGAGACGCUGCAGAGUUUUUUUCUUCAACUCUUGCUGGAAUCAAAGGAGGAAGAAAAGCAAAGCAAAGAAGAGAAACCCUAACAGCACAGAAACCAAGAGGAUUUGUUUAAAACCAUGAAACAUCUGACGUGGAUCAGCGCACUCUCCUUCCUGCUGUAUUUUACACUUGGAACUGCAGAUCACAGACAGCGGCGGCAGGUCUCCGUCAAGAGUGUGUUGGGUGUGUGUCGAUACGGCAGCCGGCUGGAGUGCUGCUACGGCUGGAAGAAAAACUCUAAAGGACAAUGUGAAGCUCAGUGUGAUCUGGGCUGCAAACACGGCGAGUGUGUCGGCCCCAACAAAUGCAAGUGUUUUCCUGGAUACACAGGGAAGACAUGCAGUCAAGAUCUGAAUGAGUGUGGUCUGAAGCCUCGUCCCUGUGAGCAUCGCUGUAUGAACACAUUCGGCAGCUAUAUGUGUUACUGCUUAAACGGCUACAUGCUAAUGCCUGAUGGAUCCUGUGCAAACUCCAGGACGUGUUCCCUGGCUCACUGCCAGUACGGCUGUGAGGAGGUGCAGUCUGAGGUUCGCUGUCUCUGUCCGUCACCUGGCCUUCAACUCGGAACUGACGGAAAGACCUGCGAGGAUAUUGAUGAAUGUGCGACUGGGAAAAACCAGUGUCCGUUUAACAGGCAGUGCACGAACACAUUCGGCAGCUACUACUGCAAGUGUCAGCCGGGAUACGACCUCAAAUACAUCAAUGGAAAAUACGACUGCACUGAUGUAAAUGAGUGUGCGUCGAACACACACAAGUGCAGUCAUCACGCUGAAUGCAUCAACACUCAUGGAUCCUACAAGUGUAAAUGCAAGCAGGGUUUCCGUGGCAGCGGGUUCGAUUGUUCAGUCAAGCCGUUUUAUCACAGAUCCUGGGACAGCAGUAAAGGAAACCCAGAUGUGUUUGUGAACGGUGAGAGAGAUGCGGUUCAAUGGCUGAAUGAGCAGAUGGAAGUGUUUCUGUUUGCAGCUCAGGAUGAUUUUGUGUCUGUUUAUGAAUCAGAGUCAGAGCUGAAAGAGAUCCAGGCUGCGCCGCUGAGGGAAAGAUUUCUGACGGAUUGUGACUUUGACCGCGGUGCAUGUGAAUGGGUUCAGGAUAAUGCAGAUGAUCUGGACUGGACCAUCAAAUAUCAUCCAAACGGCCGGGAGUAUUACCUGGCUCUCGAGGGCCCUGUGGGGAACAGACGUGAGCAGGCCCGCAUGAAGCUCCUACUGGAAGAUCACAUGCGGCAGAGCAGCUUCUGUCUGAGGUUUGAUUUCCGCAUCGAGGGUCCGCAGACCGGUGUUUUAAGGGUGAAACUGGACAACAGCGCCAUUUCCAUCUGGGAGAGAAAACAGAGUCAGAAGCAGAGCUGGCAGAGCGAGCAGAUCAGCAUCAGCUGGACGGAUGAUAAUCCUGAAGCGGUGGUCUUUGAGGCUGAGCGGGGACGCUCCGGCACUGGAGAAAUCGCUCUGGAUCACGUGCUGCUGAUCUCAGGAGAAUGUUCAGAAGAUAAAACACUCGACUUCUAGGACGUUCAGGAUGUUUGUGUGAGACGUUAUUAAGCAUCUCAACAGGAAACACACUAUAGCUGCUGCUCAGCUUUCAUUGAAACAGGCGCAGACCUGCAGGAUAAUAAGAAGAGGGAUGGAUGUAAGUCUUAUUAAUUACAUGAUUGUUUUCUGACAGGUGGAUGUUGUUCAUCAUUUGGAUGAUUAUAUAAACACUGUAACAUUAUUAUGGCUGUAAAUUUUGCUUAACAUUAAAAUGUUUUUAAGAGA
This is a messenger RNA of Danio aesculapii, 1808 nucleotides long. RefSeq names its product EGF-like-domain, multiple 6 (gene egfl6). Gene Ontology annotation, molecular function: calcium ion binding. Bases 129 to 1559 code for a protein of 476 amino acids. The transcript is spliced from 12 exons. Gene Ontology annotation, cellular component: membrane. NCBI's taxonomy places the organism in Eukaryota, Metazoa, Chordata, Actinopteri, Cypriniformes, Danionidae. The record is from RefSeq and is a predicted model, not a curated record.